AUACCACCGCAGACCAGUGUGAGUGAGAGAGAGAGAUUUGUAUUGGCUUGGAAGACGGGAGGGAGAAAACUAUGCUUCACUUUUUGCUCUCUUUUUUCUCUUUUUGGCGCCUCUGCCUAGGCUUUUAGCAGCGCUUUCCACGAAGCCCACCACCUCCACCACCACCUCCACCGCCUUCUCUCACGUCACGCGUUCGAUUCUCUCUCUCUCUCUCUCUCUCUCUCUCUCUUGAUAUAGAUAUAUAAAUUAAUAUCACUAUUUGAUAUUCCAAUUUCAAACUCGCUAUUGUUCUCCAAUGGCUUCUCAGCAACAGUUAUUGGCGAUAAAGGGCGCGAAGGUGCUUAUGGUCGGGGCGGGUGGUAUCGGCUGCGAGCUUCUCAAGACUCUUGCGCUCUCUGGUUUCCAAGACAUCCAUAUUAUUGACAUGGACACCAUAGAAGUCAGCAACCUCAACAGACAAUUUUUAUUCCGACAAUUACAUGUUGGGCAGUCCAAGGCCAAAGUUGCCCGGGAUGCUGUUUUAAAAUUUAAGCCUCACAUAAACAUUACGCCGUACCAUGCAAAUGUCAAGGAUCCUGAAUUUCAUGUAGACUUCUUCAAGCAAUUUAAAGUUGUUCUGAACGGACUUGACAACUUAGAUGCAAGACGACAUGUGAAUCGCCUAUGCUUGGCAGCUGAAGUUCCUUUAGUUGAAAGUGGGACAACUGGUUUUCUCGGGCAGGUAACCGUACAUGUGAAGGGAAGAACUGAGUGCUAUGAGUGUCAGCCAAAACCUGCUCCAAAAACGUAUCCUGUCUGUACUAUUACUAGUACUCCAUCAAAGUUUGUUCACUGUAUUGUAUGGGCAAAGGACCUACUAUUCGCAAAGUUUUUUGGAGACAAGAAUCAGGAGAAUGAUUUAAAUGUGCGUUCAAAUGAUGCUGCUAGCUCAUCAGAACACACAGAAGAUGUAUUUGAACGUAGAAAAGAUGAAGACAUUGAACAGUAUGGAAGGAGAAUAUAUGAUCAUGUGUUUGGUUGUAACAUUGAAGCAGCUUUAUCUAAUGAAGAGACGUGGAAAAACAGUAGCAGACCAAAACCUAUAUAUAGUAGGGAUGUCCUGCCUGAAGGACUGGCUCAACAGAAUGGAAAUAUGGAUAAAAACUGUGCAGCAGAUGAUCCGUCGUUCGUAUCUGCCAUGGCAUCUCUGGGCAUGAAGAAUCCGCAGGAUAUAUGGAGCCUUAUGGAAAAUUCCAAAAUCUUUCUGGAGUCCUUGAAACUAUUUUUCACGAAAAGGGAAAAGGAGAUUGGAAACCUGACUUUUGACAAAGAUGAUCAGUUAGCUGUGGAAUUUGUUACUGCUGCUGCAAAUAUAAGGGCUUCUUCUUUUGGAAUCCCUUUGCAUAGCCUUUUUGAAGCUAAAGGUAUUGCCGGUAAUAUUGUCCAUGCUGUUGCAACAACAAAUGCUAUUAUUGCUGGGUUGAUUGUGAUAGAGGCAAUCAAGGUGCUGCAAAGUAAUACAGACAGUUAUAGGAUGACAUAUUGUCUAGAGCAUCCAACGAGGAAGAUGCUUCUGAUGCCAGUGGAACCAUUUGAACCUAACAAAUCUUGCUAUGUUUGUUCUGAGAGUCCACUAACACUCGAGAUCAAUACUCACCGUGCAAAGUUGCGAGACUUUGUUGAAAAGAUUGUUAAGGCCAAGCUUGGGAUGUACUUUCCACUUAUUAUGCAUGGGGCGGCACUUCUUUAUGAAGUUGGUGAUGAUCUUGAUGAGGACAUGGUAGCAAACUAUGCAGCAAACCUCGAGAAGGUGCUAUCUGAGCUUCCUUCUCCGAUUACUAGUGGGACUAUGGUCACAGUUGAGGAUCUAAAACAGGAACUUACUUGCAACAUCAAUAUUAAGCACAGAGAGGAAUUUGAUGAAGAAAAGGAACCUGAUGGAAUGCUUCUCUCUGGAUGGAAUCAAGCUUCUUCAGUGGAAAAGGAUGAUAGCAAGUCCAUUGGCAAUGGUGGGACGACAUCAAAUGCUUCACAAACAGUGCCAGUGGAGGCUGAAAAGGAUGAUGAGAUGAGCAAUGUUCAUUCUGGGAAGAAAAGGAAACUGUCCGAGGUUCCUGAGGCUGCUGCUCAAGAUUUUUCAGGUGUUUCUGAUAAAACUAGAAAAAACAAGAAAUUGGAAGUGGUUGAUGACGAUGACGACUUUGUCAUGCUGGAAGGGGAUCCGGGCAUCUACAAGAAAAAAAAGUUGUAAUAGUCCUUGCUUGGACUUAAUUGUGGAGGGAUCUUACAUCCCAAUUUUGUACCAUUUUAGGGAGGUAUGGUGAUUCUUUUGGUUCUCAUAAUGGUUGUUUUAGGUCUCAAUAUUUAGUCUUCUUAGGCCCUUGUAAGGUUUAAAAGUGUAGCAACAAUGUGUAUUCUUCGUAGCAAAAUUAACUGAGGUUAGUUGGCCUGUAGCAUCAUUGAUGGAGAUUGACCUGAAAUGAACUCGGUGAUUGACUUAAUGGCGAUAAUGUUGCAACUUUCUCACGAGCUAUUUGAAACA
Messenger RNA from Alnus glutinosa, 2521 nucleotides. RefSeq names its product SUMO-activating enzyme subunit 2. Gene Ontology annotation, cellular component: cytoplasm; SUMO activating enzyme complex. The record is from RefSeq and is a predicted model, not a curated record. NCBI's taxonomy places the organism in Eukaryota, Viridiplantae, Streptophyta, Magnoliopsida, Fagales, Betulaceae. The coding region runs from base 296 to 2230 and encodes 644 amino acids. Gene Ontology annotation, biological process: protein sumoylation. Gene Ontology annotation, molecular function: SUMO activating enzyme activity. The transcript has 11 exons.